AUGGAGCGUCUCAAUCAACACCCAGACAAAUAUGAGCCAGAUAUCGACUUCCCCGUUGACUCUCGCAGCCAUCGAUCCGACGACACAAUUGAGGAAAUCGACCCUCUCGAGCUUACCCGUAUCAACACAUAUCGACUGCAACAGAAAACUACCGUAGGCUCUACAAGAGGGCCUACUCCCCGUGACAAAUGGCUUCCCAUGGGUGCCAACAAAGAUUACCCACCUCUGCUCCCGGAUUCUGAAGACUAUGUCGUCGAGUUUGACGGAGCCAAUGAUCCCUUACAUCCAUACAAUUGGUCUACAUCUAGGCGAAUAAUGUUAGUUUGCAUCCUAUGUUAUGGUACAUUCGCCGGGUCGUUUACCAGCGCGGUCUUCUCGGCUGCUAUUUCUGGCCUGAGCAAGGAGUUCAACACAUCCGCCGAAGUUGGCUCACUUGGUGUGACACUCUAUGUCCUUGGAUUCGCAGCCGGGCCAACAAUUUGGGCACCAGGAUCAGAGCUGAUCGGUAGACGUUGGCCACUAUCCCUCGGACUUUUCGGAUGCGCCAUCUUCACCAUCGCCUGUGCAGUUGCCAAAGACCUACAGACCAUCAUGAUCUGUCGUUUCUUCGCUGGCCUGUUCUCGGCGAGUCCCAUCUCAGUCGUUCCCGCUGUAUUUGCAGAUUUGUUCAAUAAUACACAACGAGGUGUCGUCAUGUCGAUUUUUUGCAUGGCAGUGUUUAUCGGGCCCUUUUCGGCACCGUUUGUGGGUGGUUUCAUUGCAAUGAGCGCUCUGGGUUGGCGGUGGAUAAUGUACAUCUCUGCAAUCAUGGUGUUCCUAGGGUUUGUCCUAGUCUUUGUGUUCCUUGAGGAAACAUAUGCUCCAGUCAUUCUUGUCCGCAAAGCAGCCACCCUACGCCGACAGACUCGCAAUUGGGGCAUUCACGCAAAGCAAGAUGAAGUGGAAGUGGAUUUGAAGGAGCUUCUGCGGAACAAUUUUGCCCGACCCAUUGUCAUGUUGGUCAAAGAACCCAUACUGCUCCUGGUCUCAUUGUACAUCUCCUUCGUCUAUGGCCUCAUGUAUGCUCUUUUGGGCGCAUACCCUGUUGUCUUCCAAGGCGUCUACGGAAUGAGUUCGGGUGUCGGCGGACUUGCGUUUAUCGGCAUUAUCAUCGGCGAACUUCUUGGCGGCGUUUAUAUCCUCAUGAUACAGAGUUCAUAUAAGACGAAGCUGGCGGCAAACGGUGAUAAGCCUAUACCCGAAUGGCGCCUUCCGGCAGCGAUUAUAGGAGCUGUGUCUUUUGCAGGAGGAAUGUUUUGGUUCGGCUGGACCGGAUACACUUCAUCCAUCCACUGGAUGGCCCCUGUAGCUUCAGGACUUCUCACCGGAGCGGGGAUCUUUUUGAUCUUCUUGCAGUGUUUCAACUAUAUCGUUGACUGCUAUCCUUCGUUGGCUGCAUCCACUAUUGCCGCGAACACAAUCUUACGCUCAGCUAUUGGCUGCUCGUUCCCACUUUUCUCCCGACAAAUGAUGGAGAACCUAGGAGUGCAAUGGGCAGGCACAAUGCUUGGAUGUAUCGCAGUCGUGAUGAUUCCUAUUCCUGUUCUGUUCAAGGUAUACGGUCCAUGGCUGCGAGAGAGAAGUAAAUUGGCAUGCUCGCCAGUUUUUGAUGUUGAAAAGAAACCUUAUGAUGUCUGA
Penicillium psychrosexuale is the source of this 1677-nucleotide messenger RNA. RefSeq names its product MFS transporter. Lineage: Eukaryota; Fungi; Ascomycota; Eurotiomycetes; Eurotiales; Aspergillaceae. The record is from RefSeq and is a predicted model, not a curated record. Gene Ontology annotation, biological process: transmembrane transport. Bases 1 to 1677 code for a protein of 558 amino acids. The transcript has 4 exons. Gene Ontology annotation, molecular function: transmembrane transporter activity.